Messenger RNA from Camelus dromedarius (Arabian camel), 9904 nucleotides. RefSeq names its product RNA terminal phosphate cyclase like 1 (gene RCL1). Gene Ontology annotation, biological process: ribosome biogenesis; endonucleolytic cleavage of tricistronic rRNA transcript (SSU-rRNA, 5.8S rRNA, LSU-rRNA). Lineage: Eukaryota; Metazoa; Chordata; Mammalia; Artiodactyla; Camelidae. The record is from RefSeq and is a predicted model, not a curated record. The transcript is spliced from 10 exons. Gene Ontology annotation, molecular function: RNA endonuclease activity. Gene Ontology annotation, cellular component: nucleolus. The coding region runs from base 525 to 1322 and encodes 265 amino acids.
GCCUGCCCGGUGCCCCUCCCAACCCCUGCGCCUUCCUCCGCGUGACUCCCACUUGUUGCCCACUCGCCGCCACCCGUGCCCCUCCGCUCUCCUGGGUCACCAGACGCUCCUCUUCUCCUACUCUACCCUGCAGCACGCAGUUUCCUCCCCGCCCUUCUCUCCUGGGCUGCCGGGCAACUCUUCUCCCUUGCUUUCUCACGCUAAUUGUUAAGGACUCCUGAAGAAGCCAGGAUCUGAAGAAGCCUGAGCGAUGACCAUGUGGAGGGAGGCCCAGCUGUCCGAGUCCGUCCAGGCUUCCAGCUGCUGCCCGUUGUAGCCACAGGAGUGAACCCAGGGAUUUUGAAGCCAGCUUCAUAAGACUAUUGGACAAAAUAACUAAUGGUUCUCGAAUUGAAAUAAACCAAACUGGAACGACCUUAUAUUAUCAGCCUGGCCUCCUGUACGGUGGGUCUGUGGAACAUGACUGUAGCGUCCUUCGCAGCAUUGGCUAUUAUCUGGAAAGUCUUCUUUGCCUGGCUCCAUUUAUGAAGCACCCGCUAAGAAUAGUUCUGCGAGGAGUGACCAAUGACCAGGUUGACCCUUCGGUUGAUGUUCUUAAGGCAACAGCCAUUCCUCUACUGAAACAGUUUGGGAUUGAUGGUGAAUCGUUUGAGCUAAAGAUUGUGCGAAGGGGAAUGCCCCCUGGAGGAGGAGGUGAAGUGUUUUUCUCCUGUCCUGUGAGGAAGGUCCUGAAGCCCAUUCAGCUCACAGAUCCAGGAAAGAUCAAACGUAUCAGAGGAAUGGCGUAUUCAGUUCGUGUCUCACCUCAAAUGGCAAACCGGAUUGUGGAUUCUGCAAGGAGCAUCCUCAACAAGUUUAUACCCGAUAUCUAUAUCUACACAGACCACAUGAAAGGAGUCAACUCUGGGAAGUCUCCGGGCUUUGGGCUGUCUCUGGUUGCUGAGACCACCAAUGGCACCUUCCUCAGUGCUGAACUGGCCUCCAACCCCCAGGGCCAGGGAGCAGCGGUGCUUCCCGAGGACCUGGGCAGGAACUGCGCCAAGCUGCUGCUCGAAGAAAUCUAUAGGGGUGGAUGUGUGGACUCGACCAACCAAAGCCUGGCUCUGCUGCUCAUGACCCUUGGACAGCAGGAUGUUUCCAAAGUCCUCCUUGGCCCACUCUCUCCCUACACGAUAGAAUUUUUGCGGCAUUUGAAGAGCUUUUUCCAGAUUAUGUUUAAAAUUGAAACCAAGCCAUGUGGUGAAGAACUCAAGGGAGGGGAUAAAGUGCUAAUGACAUGUGUUGGCAUUGGCUUCUCCAACCUCAGCAAGACCCUCAAGUGACACUGUCACAAAAUGAAAGGCCCCAAGGUCUCAGACAAAGCAGAAGCCGCCAAGAAACAAAAGGGACCAAAUUCAUCCAGAACGGGAUGGCCUCUUAUGUUAAGGACUUUCUUAAUUUUCCACUUAAUGACAAUCAGGAUAUCGACCUAGAAGACGUCUCUAUCAUGUGGUUUCCAGGGCAUUGACGUUCCUCAGGAGGCCCAGUCAUGAUGCGAGCUCCCUUGGCUUACCUGGAUGAAGAGCGCGCCUUCAGGACACAGUUGGGCUGCUAGAACAGUAUCACAGCUGCACGUCAGCAAUGCCUCAGCCCACAUCCCUGGGCUUCUGCCGUGUGGCUGUUUUCCAGCCCUGUGGAGUCUGUUACCGUUCUUUCUCCAAGGACUGACCUCUGUGAACCUUGACUUCUGUGUAGGGAUUGAAUGAGAUGAUACGGGUGGAAGUUCUUUAUGAGUAGUGCAGUGUUAGGCAAAUGCCGGAAAUUGGAGUAUUAGCCUCUUUUAGCCCUUGUCUUCUGAAUGGACUGCUGUCUUGGAGACAGAUACUGCUGCUGUACUUGGAUGUUGGGGGAUGAGUGACUAGGGAGAGCGGGGGUCCAACUAUUGAAUGUUUUCUAUAUCUCAGGUCUGCUAUGCAUUUUCUUAUUUUAUUUUCACAAUAGCCCAGUGAUUUCAUUAUCUCCACAAGAAAAAUUCAAAAAGGGCAUUUUGUUCCUUUGAAAUCGAUAAUGUAAAGAUACUAGGUGUCCUGAUUUAAAGAUCUAUGUGUAGUAGUGUCAGACUCUCGAAUUUUGCCCUACUUGCAAGCUGUUAAGUUCGAUUAUUACAGUUCAUGGAUAUUAGCAGAAGAUGUGAGAGUCCUGGGUCAGAGACAAAGAACUUUAUUACUCAGAGCACAGCAAGCAGCCUGAGCUUCAUGUUUGUAUUGGUUUCUUUGUCCCCGGAGUCCCACAGUGGUGACAUGGGGGGGAGUGCCCAGGUAGCUGCCAUAUACGCAGGGGGUUUGCAUCACAACAAAGGAACACGGAUGCUUUGGACUCCACCUCUUACAGCAAGCCUGCUUUUUGUUCCAGAUGGAGACAUCACUCACCCUUCAAAAUCGCUUGCUAUGAACACAGUGAUGAGAACGGGCCAGGGUAAAGGCCUCCCCAGCAAGAAAGUGCAGGAACACUGCACAAUGUGAUUGCUCCUGCAUCUAACUGAGGCUACAUGUGGUGUGUGUGUGGAGUCAGAGGUGGUAGAAGGGUACUAUCUAAUUCUUUCUAUUAGGAUUCCAAAGGGUAUUUUCCACCCAGGGUGGACUUUUGAAGUGAGGAAAGGUCUUUGCCUCCCCAGUUCUCUUGGUACCCUUUCCUUUUUCAGUGAAAGGGGUCCAGAGGAGGUCUGUGUCUGGGGAUUGUGGGAGGAUGUGAAGAUGGAAGGCUAACAAUGAAGAAGGUUAGGCCAUCUGGAACUGGGGCUGUCUACUUACUGAGAACUUUACAUACUGUAUUAGAUUUCUGUUGCCUCAAAACAAAUUACCACAGACUUGGCAGCUUAAAACAAUACAUUUAUUAUCUCAGUUCUGUAGGUCAGAGGUCCUGGUGGCCUUGCUUGGGUUCUCUGUUUAGGGCUUCCCAAGGCUAAUGUCAAGGUGUUGGCCAGGCCGGGAUCUGGGAAAGAGUAUGCUUUCAGCAUCAUUCAGGUUAUUGGUAGGUCCUGGGACUGGAGUUCCUGUUUCUGACUGGCUGUCAGCUGGGGACAGCGCUCUGCCUGUAGAGGCUGCCUGCAUUCCUCGUAGCUUGGUUCCCUCCAUUUUCAAGCCAGUGUAACAUGCACUGAGUUCUCACGCUUUGAAUCUGACUUCUUGUGAUACCAGGGUAAUCUUUCUAACUUAAGGUCAUAUGAUCACACCGGUACCUAGGGUAGUGUUUGAAUAGCCAGGGGCCAGGAAUCUUGAAUGGCCAACUGAGAAUUCUGUCUGCCACAUAUGCUGCAGUCUUAUUUAUUGCUGCUGACAUUUAAACCCAGAUCUGCCCAUGCUCAGAGACAGAACUAAGGGGCCAGAUUUCUUUGAAUAUGUCCCACAGGGGCUUUCUGUCUCUUGGAACAACUUCUGGAAAUGGUACUGCUAGUCAGUUUUGGGUGGCAUGUAGACUCCAGGCAGAUCAUUGCAAGCAGUAGAAGGGGCAUGUGCCCCAUCUGCUGUAAACACAGAUGUGCCUGGUGGUUUCCAGCCCUCCAUCUGGAACAGCUGCUUCUGGAGUGGUAGUGUUGAUGAUAUUGCCAAUAGGAGGACAGAUUUCAUGUUUAUUUAAACAGCCUACUCCCUGCCACUUUUCAGAUGCCCAAGAGAAGCAGUACCAUCCCUUGAGUAGAAGUUGCUGGUACACCUUAGUGACUUUCAGCUCCUGCAGUCUCUGCCUUGUUCUUAACUUAGCUCCUGGUUGGUCCAGCUACCUUUGGUGUAGUUUGAUGAGACAUUCCAGCAUUUUGGGCUUGCUCUUCUGUCUUGGCCUGUCUGCUCCCUUCUGCUGACAGAGACAGACCACUCGAGUUCAGUGAGACUAGUGAUUGUUUUUAAAGGCAGAUACACCUGUGACAUUUUGGGGGUCAUGAUAGAAUCAUUGCCUUUGUGUCCCUGUCAUAUACCAGGUCCUGCUUCUGUCUUUCAUCAUCCUUCAGUGCUACAUUCUGUGUGGACACCAGCCAGCCUCCCUCCAUCAUGAUUAUUUUACCAUAUUUGUCAAGUCAGUUGAUAAGGGUGGAAGGAAGCUAGGGUGUUGCAACGUGACAUGCCAAAGGGGAAAGAGCAAUAGGAGACACUGCUGAAAUCCAGACUGCCCUCAGGGCAGCUGAACCUCAUGGUUCGCUUGUUUGUCUCAGUCUUUUCUGAUAAAAAGUGGUGAAGGACAUCACUGACUACAGACCCAACCAGAAAAGCCCCAAAACUUAGAUUGCACCACGGCACCUAUCGUCUCACUGUCGUUGUACAAUGGAAGACUGUGAGGUGGCCAUUUCCGCUCAGUCUUUUGUGUUGGGAGGCUCCUGGUGAGGCCAGUGCUAGCAGUUUGUUUUGUGGUGACCAAGGGGAAGGGUUGAGGGUGCUACAAGGCAGGGAGGGAAGUAGCAGAAUGGAGUAGAGGAGGCCUGAAGAAGUGGACAGAAUUGAAGGUAGACGGAGAAAAGGAAACACCAGGGAACUAAGGAAUCACCUCAGUCUUGGCUGUGCCCAAGGUGGGCAUGGCCUUCACCUGGGUGAGGUGAGGGGAGCAAGGCAGGGUGCAGAAGUGAUUUAUCGGGGGGUUUGAUCAUGGUGGAAGGCUAAGAAUGUGGGGUUCUGUUGACUUUACCUGCUGGUGAUUUGUUGAAGACCUGUGGAUUUGCCAGUGGGUGACUUGGGCCAGUCUGUGAUGAGCAGGAAAGCAACACCACAGGCCGCCUGGACCCACCUUGUUCCUCACCUGACCCCAGGGUGGAGGAGAAAUAACUUGUGCUUCGGCAGGGUUUCCAUGCUUAGAUGACCCUGGCCUGUUCUUUAGAAGUGACUAAUAGCUAAUGGAAAUGUCAGAAGGCAAGCCGGGUCUUCCUGAACUCCAGUUGGCCAAGUCUAAGAAGCCAUUUAAGUGGAACAAUUUAUCAGUGUUUGGCAUCUUUCAGAGGCCAAGCCACAUCACCCCAAGCAAGUAAAAGCUGUCAUUUGGUCAGGGGCUGCCUGGGUCUGGGGCUGCUCUAAUUCCAUGUCGCACUUGGCCCUUAACGGUCAGAUAGCCUGACCCCAUGCCUGAGGCACGGGCCUUGGGUCAGCACCUGUGGAUGGACCAGGCCAGAGUUUUGGCACGUGGGCCGCUUCCUCUCUUCCUGGGUUUUCCGAUGCUGGUGUUUCUAGAUGUGCAUCCUGCUCUGCUGACACCCUUCUGUGGAGCCUGCAGGGGAGGUGAUGGUGAUUCCAGGAGGUAAGUGGCCCAGCUUGUUUUCUGGCCCAGCUUGGAAUUAACCAUCUGUGACGGUAUAAAUAAUUCACCUUCCCACACUUGGGCUUCCUCUGUGGAAUCAGGGUGGCUGUGUGAGAUGGUGCCAGAAAGAUGAGAGAGAUGCCCAUCACUGCCUCCUCUCCUGCUCCCCAUCCUCAUCUGUGCUUACUUGGGGUGGCAGAUAGGUUAGUUGGCAUGAGUAUUUUUAUUUUAAACAUUGAAAUAUUUCUCUCAGGUCUCAGGAUACUCUAUUCCUGUGUUUCUUCCCCAUUCCCAAGUUUUACAUCUAAAAAUAUUCAGAUUGGUUAAUUUGUUAACAAUUUCUGCUGUGAUUUGGGAAAUUGUAUAUGAAGGUAUAUAAAUUUCUGGAAAUCAGAGGCUCUCUUGAAUGAACCAGCCCAGCCAUGACACAUGUGGCAACUUUAAUGUCUACUCUGAAUACUCUGUCACCACGGCAGUGAGGGUGGUGGUCCUACUGCUGGACUCAGCAGGGGCCAUUUAGGCAACUGGUGUCACCUGGGGAGGAGAUGCUGCCCCAAAGGAAGGGGAUGAUAGGGGCAGCGGCCUGUUCCUGCUGCAUCUGCAGCCGGACAUGGUAGGACAUCUUGAAAACAUCUCUUUAUAGUCUUUAGGGAAAGAUGUUGGUGGGGACUGUAUAUUUGAAAUGGUGCCUGGCUUGCACCAGGGAUCCAACAUAAGGUCAUGACAGCUGACCUCAGGCUGUUUUAAAUGCUGGGUGCACUUGACUCCCGCAGCUUCCCACAUACUCCUCUCUCCCUCCAUGCUGUUUCCACCUCUCUGCUGUUUGACCUGUUAGGCAGUUAAAGGCAUCGUGCCUAAGAUCUGUAAGCUUUGAAGAACCAAUGGAAAGGCUUACCAAAAAAAGGGGGAGAAAAUUCUGGCUCCAAAUUAUGCAAAGAAAAGAGCAAAAGUAAUUAAAUAUCCACAAAAACAACCGUUUCCAAGCUUAAAAUGUUGAGAACAAUAGAGGUGAGAGUUUCUUCACAAGUAUUUCCAAGCACACACAAUGAUUGCAAGGAAUCAGACCUAAUCAUGUAUUAACUGGGUUGCUGGUCAACCAAGCAAUUUAAAAGACAGAAUUAUAAAGAGCCUUUCAGAAAUUUGGCGUGUGGCUACAUUUUAAUUUGUGUGGUUUGGUGAUGCUGUCCAAGAAAGUAAAACUGAGUAAGCGCUCCUCACUCACUGAGCCACCUCUGCAGUCUUAGAGACUCAGCAGCUCCUGAGGGAGCCCCCACCUGCACAGGGCACUCUGCGACACGUUCUCAUACAGCCCUGGGUGCUUGGCCACACCAAACUUCAAGAGAUGAACCCAGUGUACACCGUAAUAGGUUAACAGGGAAGAGAACUGAGUAACAGCUAUGUGUGGAGUGCGGAGACGGGAGGCACCCUGGGUUGUGUGUAUGAGAACAUGUGGGGGUGCCCCGUGGCGGUGGCUCCUUUAAACAACUCCUUUAAGGUUGUUUAAAAAAAGAAAGAUUAAUUCAGUCAUUUGUGAGGAAAGCUUUUGGUUUCUUUAGCUUCAUUAGAGCUCUGGAAGUAACACAUGCUUAGGAAUGAGACCUGUGUUUGCAUCUUAGCUGUGUCAGUAGACACGUGGCAUUGGGCACAUCCCCCACCUCAUCUAUAAAAUGAGAAAUAGCUACUGUCCACCUUAGCAUUGACAGGACUUAUUAAACAUAGCGACUAAGUAUUAAAGGCUUAGGAUUCUUUUUGCUGUUAAAUCCCCGAUGAGGAUUCAAAGCAGUCUUCCACUGAACAUGUUAAUGUCUACAUGAGUCAGUGUGUAUCUUUACAUCUGGUACUUGGAUGUACUCAGCUAGAAGACCAGAGCACAAGAUACGGCACCUGUACACAGGUUGGGGUCAGACUGCCCUGUGACAAAUGUUACAGAGUUAAAAAGAGGGCCUACGGGCAUCUCUGUGAAGUCACCAGGUUCCAACAGGACCCAUCUAGUUAGGGUGAAGUGAAGAGGCGGCUGCCUUAGGACUGUCAGGGCCUAGAGCUGCUAUGUAUACCAAACCAAACUGAGGAACUUGUGUCAUCAGGCUACGCUGUAGUCCACAACUACCUUGUAAGCAACCACGUGUCAUCAGAAUUUAGCUCUCUCCCAGCUCUCAGUUCUGCUUUGUUGGGUGUCCUUGCCCAUCUCCAGCAGGCAUCCUCUUUAAUACUCAAUUCUCUCAGCAACUCUAGUGAACAGAGAGAUUCUCUCCACCCAAUAUUUAAAAAAAAAAAAAAAGUCCCCCAGAAUUGUGUCUCCCUCUGUUGACUCUGGAAUGUUUUGAUUGACCAAAUCUGGGUCCUGUUCUCAUCCCUGGAGUGGUAGGGAUGUCAGCCUCACCCAAAUUGUGUGGAUUGAGAGGAAACAGAAAAGUGAUUCUCAAAGGAAAAGCUGUAUGCUUUUACAAAGGAGAGAAUGGACCCUGGGAAGGCAGAACAGCAGUUGUCCACUGUUGGCUGCAUUACCUAAUUCCCUGAAUAUUCUUGAAAGGAUAUCCUACAAUACUGCCUGCCCACCACCAUCUUUCACCAUCUAAAGUCUUCUGGUGUUAUGGUACAGAAUUGGGUGGACAAGGAUUAAGUCAGUUUGACACAUGUUGCUUGACAAAGGCAAGAUUGCUAUAUCCAGAAAGCCAAAGUUAAUAUGGACACUGGGCAUUUUAGCCAGUGGUAUUCUUGGACUAGAAAGGGGAGCAUACCCAGAUGAUAACACUGAGGGAGAAGAAGUGGCAGUGACAAAUGUGGGUGUGGGAGCACCAUGUGGGUUGUAGGCCAGGAGGAAGAGUAGGGAGCCGGAUUAGAGGAAAGAGGGUCCCCGUACCAUGUCUGUUCAUGUUCUCCGUCAUGGUUCUACCUUUCCCAACCUCUGGAAAGACAGAUUCAGGAGUCGGGGUGGGGCUGGUGGUGGGGAGAGUGAGACUUUUUUUCCAUCGCCAGGAAUGCAAGAAUUAAAAUGACAACAACGUAAAGAGUUACACCUGGAAGAGCAUUGAAGAUAUAUGUAAGUGAUGACAGAUAUUAGGAUGGGAGCAUGAUAGGUAUUUCUCUUAUUUCCAAAUAAUUUGCACUAUUUUGUUUUUAUAGUUCUAUACCUAUUUCUAUCUGUGUAUAUAUUUACUUAUAUUCAGAAUCUCAAGUACAACUGCUAUGAUUUUCCAUCAGCCCCAAGGCAAAUAAAGUUCAAGUAUCCCCUUUGUCCCACUCUCCACACCUUCCCUUAAACAAACAGACACAUAUGUACAAGCACCGGGUGAUGUGACUGGGGCCUGUGGAAGGAAGUGUCACAGAUGAAGACGAAUCUCAAGUCUAAGGCCUGCCUGUGAUGCCGCCUCCCUUAAAAUGUAGAAUUUACGUGGGUGCUUUUUAAAGCUGCUGAUUCUGUACGUCAGGGAUAAACUUUUGCCACUCUUGACAAGCUGAGUGGGUGCUAUUUGCAGUCCUGCAUUUGUCUUUUAGGAGUUCAGAAGGUGGAAUAGCAGCAAAGGUUCAAUCAGAGCUGGACCGUGACCUAGGUUAGGAAAUAAUGACGCAAACUUGAAAUCCCUGUCCACUUGCCCGAGAGGAAGAAGAGUGCGGAAGGAUGUGAAAAACAAGCAGAUGUCCUAUACAAAUUCAUUUUAAAAUGAAUUAAAUUAAAUUAUUAUAUUAAAUUUAUACUUAUUCCAUAAAGUACUUUCUCAAUCAACAAGUUCUAUCAUGUAGAAACAGAUGUGUCUGUGAAAAAUGUAGGUGUUUAAAAGAGGUCCUCAUGUUUUCUUAAAAAGUUUGGAUUGACUGUUAUAUUGUACAGUUAUUUUGUACAAUCCCAAGUAGUGGUCUCUUGUAGGUUACCUGUGUCGGUCAGUGGUUAUUCUCGAAUGUUCUGGAAGGUUUGAACUUCUUGGCCCAAACCUUGGCUGUCUGCUUGUGUCUGGGGAAGGGGUAGGUUGGGAAAGAGGAGAAGUGGGAAGACUGGAGGUCAGGUCAGUUAUUGAGCUGUUCAUCAUCAUUCAAAGAGAAGUUUCAUUUGGCAUCACUGAUUUACUGAUAAUAAAAUGUUGUCCAAUCUCAGUCUCCUUGCUUGGAGAUUUUUAAAAAGUGCUGCUUUCUUCCCUAGGAUGUUUUCUUCCACAAAGUAGCAGCCUUCCAAGGUGGCAAGUGUUCAGACUUCCUUGACUCACAAUUUUCACUGCUUUAAGGAUUUCAAAACAAUUUCACAAAUGUUAUUUCAUUUCAUCCUCAUGGACAUGUAAGUUUAGGCUUAGAGAAGCUAUGAGACUUAACCAAGUUCACAUGAUUAGUGAAGAAACUUGAACAUGAGCACAGAGCUUUUGGUUCCAUUAGCUCUGAACCAUGUCAGGCAGGUGUCUCUAACAGGUGCCCUUUCAAAUGGGUAUUCUUUAAUAUUUGUUUAGUAUUUAUUCGGAGCUGAAGGGAUAACAUAAUUUCUGUGAGGAAAGGGUAGAAAAGGAGGAUGCUGGAGGUAGCAUCCCAGUUUUUCAUGUCUUCUCAGCAGAACUAAAGCCCUGCUUUAUCUUAUUGUGUUGCCCAAGCAUUCUCCUUGAAAGUUAUAUUGGUCAGGAUUUUUUUCUUUUUUUAUGUGACCAAAAAUAAACAAGCUUAAGCAAAAACA